CCCUAGCUCCUACAAAACAUCCCAUUUAAGAGAGAUGUUUCAAGAGUAUGCUCAUGUGAGAGGUGGAUACAGUAUCAAAUGGGUGGAUAAUACACACGCGCUGAUCAUCUUUCAGCAUCCGCAGACAGCCAAAAAGGCUUAUGUAGAUCACAUACAUAAUCCUGUAGCAAAAGUUCGUCCUUAUAAAGGACAGGUGGAGAAUAAAAGUAAGCAAUUGAACAAGGAGAUAGCUUUUCGACGAUGAUCUAAACAUUUUGGUAUGCUGCUCUUGAUGAUAGAUCCCGCAUCCAUACCUCGUCAACGAAAUAUGGCAGCCAAGAGAUUGAUUUUUGGAGCGUUAGGUACAAAAGUGCCU
Mycotypha africana is the source of this 355-nucleotide messenger RNA. RefSeq lists its product as uncharacterized. The coding region runs from base 35 to 244 and encodes 69 amino acids. Lineage: Eukaryota; Fungi; Mucoromycota; Mucoromycetes; Mucorales; Mycotyphaceae. The transcript is spliced from 2 exons. The record is from RefSeq and is a predicted model, not a curated record.